UCUGUAGUUCAUCAUUAUUUUACUUUGGCAACAUUCCACCAUAAACGUCAACUAAUUGUUUUGUCAUUUCAAAAAGAAAAAGUCAAAUCUAGUAAUUUAUUUAUUUCAUCUUUAGUAGCGUCUUUUUGACCUAAUUACGACAAACUAAACUGAACACGUAUUAUAUUACUUACAAAACGUUUAUUUCACCAAAAUGACUGCGUUGGCGUUUAAAGUUAAAAGUAAAAAUGGUCAACAAAUACUUAAAGAUUUGACCUCUGAUAGCACGGUGGGCGAAUUGAAGAUGUUUUUGUCAAGUAUAUCAGACGUUAGCAUUGAGAGAGUGAGUGUUUUGUGUGGGUAUCCGCCGAAGCCGCUGGAUAUAAGCAAUGACAAUCAAAAACUUAGUGACAUUGGUUUGAAAACUGGAGAGACCCUCAUAGUAGAAGAGAAACCUGCUGCUGCGUCUGUUGCCACUUUGCCUGCUGAGCCUAAACCUGUUGAAAACGGUGUUGCGUCACACGAAACUUUAGUUCCCUGUAGACCAGGCAUUUUAAUGAAGAAGGUGGUCCCAUCAGAUAACUCCUGUUUAUUUACUAGUAUAGGUUUUGUAUUAAAUGGUAACGUAGAUACUACGGUACAUACACUAAUGCGAGAGAUUAUUGCAAUGGAAGUAGCUAGCGAUCUAGAAACUUACAAUGAGGCAGUCCUCGGUAAACCUAAUGCUGACUACUGCGUGUGGAUCCAACAGCCAAGCUCAUGGGGUGGUGCUAUAGAGGUAGCGAUCCUAUCUCGUUUCUAUGGGCUAGAAAUGGCUGUUGUGGACACACUGAAUGCGAUUAUAAAUAGAUUCGGUGAAGACAAGAAUUAUGGACAGCGAGUCUUUCUACUAUUCGAUGGCGUGCAUUAUGACCCCCUGUAUUUGGAACAAGUCGAUGGCGGUAUUCAAACAAUUUUCCCAACUGAAGAUAUGGAGAUUUAUAGAGAAGCGGAACAGUUGGCACACGAAGCCAAGUCGUCCAGACAGUUCACCGACGUGAACAAGUUCACUCUCAGGUGCAAUGUAUGUGACAAACUCAUUACCGGCUACGUCGAGGCACAGAAACACGCCAAAGAAACCACGCACACGAAUUUUGGUGAAGUUUAGCAAACAAUUACUUAGAUAAGGUCUUUCUCUAAUUAUGAUUGUGUCCGCUUGUUGGAUAAUGUUGAAUAUAUAAAGAUAUAUAAUUAGAAGUAAAGCUUUUAACAAGAUACUGACAGAGUUUAUCUACUUGUCUGUUUUAAAGUUGUUUAUUUUGAUCGAAUAACUUCUUCAAUUAUCCUAGCGUCUUCCGGAAUAGAUGUUUCAUUCGGUUCUCACUAUUUUGGCUGGAUUCAUUCAAAUUUCAUUCCUGUUAAUAUUUCGUACAACGCAAUAACCUCAUUUUUACUUAUAAUGAAGUGCACUUAUACUAGAUGAAAUAUUCCUAUUAAAAUAAUAUAAAUAAAUAGUCAAGCGGGCACAAUCACAUAGAAUAAUUUGUUUAGGAUUUUUAAUUUUUCCUUAUUCCAAGGACCCUAUUACUUGAGAGCAUAAUAAUAGUUGAAUUCGAGAUAAAUAUUGUUUGUUUCCAAUCUUAAAUAGGAAUUGUUAACGCGAGAUUUAUUUAUAUGAGAUGACGAUGCACAUAUCCUAGUAACGUCUAUUUUGUAUUAAUUUAUUUGUGAUUAGUCCUGGGUGUAGUAAAUCAAUUAUUUUUCCACAAACCUUGGCUCGAUCGAGUCUGACGCUAUAGUGGGUGUCUUUUGUAAUAGUAAUUAUUUAUUUUUAUGUUGUAUAUUUUUAGAUGCUCAAUAUUGUUUUUACCAAAGUAAGUUUUUUUUAUUAUGCGGCCCCUGUCAAUUAUUUAUGAGCACAGACAUAUAGCAUACUUCUCUAGGCAG
Molecule: messenger RNA, 1905 nt
Organism: Spodoptera exigua (beet armyworm)
Lineage: Eukaryota; Metazoa; Arthropoda; Insecta; Lepidoptera; Noctuidae
Source: the annotation of a GenBank genome assembly